AUGGCUUCAUCUCCUCGUAUUGCCGUUGUCCAAUGGCAGAUUAAGGAACUUGACAUUGCGUACAAUCACGCUACUGCAUGCGACUAUAUCCGCCAGGCUGCUGCUAAAGGCGCCGAGCUCGCUGUUCUUCCUGAAUACCACCUCAAUGGCAUGGUCCCUGAAGAUCCACUGUGGGCUACUCAAGCUGGCGAAUCUGCCAAAUACCUAGCGAACUACCAAGCCCUAGCCAAGGAGCUGCAGAUUUGCCUUGUGCCCGGAACAAUCAUCGAAAAGCACACCGGCCCAAACGACACAAUUAUAUUCUACAAUGUGGCCUACUUCAUUUCAAACGACGGCUCCAUCCUGGGCUCCUACCGCAAAAAGAACAUCUGGCACCCGGAACGCCCCCAUCUCACUUCCUCGGCUCUUGAGCACCAUGUGGCAAUCGAUACCCCGAUUGGUCGCGUGGGUAUGUUGAUUUGCUGGGAUCUAGCAUUCCCCGAAGCAUUCCGAGAAUUGAUUGCCGAUGGCGCGCAGAUCGUCAUUGUCCCUACCUAUUGGACUCCCCACGACGCCUCUCCCGAGGCUCGCGCGUACAACCCAGACUGCGAGGCCCUUUUCCUUGAAACAACCAUUACAUCCCGCUGCUUUGAGAAUACCUGUGGUGUUGUCUUCGCUAAUGCUGCCGGCCCGUCUGAGGAUUUCCUCGGUUUGUCGCAGAUCGCACUUCCUGUUGCGGGACCCAUCGCGAAGAUGGGAACCGAGGAGGGAUUUAUUGUUGCUGAUUUGGACAUGGGGGUCAUUGAGGCUGCUGAGAGGAACUAUAAGGUUCGUCAGGAUCUGAAAAAGGAGGAUUGGCAUUACAUUUACCGGCAUACCGGGAGGUAA
Molecule: messenger RNA, 867 nt
Organism: Penicillium soppii
Lineage: Eukaryota; Fungi; Ascomycota; Eurotiomycetes; Eurotiales; Aspergillaceae
Product: carbon-nitrogen hydrolase family protein
Exons: 4
Coding region: 1-867 (288 amino acids)
Molecular function (GO): hydrolase activity, acting on carbon-nitrogen (but not peptide) bonds, in linear amides
Source: RefSeq, a predicted model, not a curated record